Molecule: messenger RNA, 5448 nt
Organism: Cavia porcellus (domestic guinea pig)
Lineage: Eukaryota; Metazoa; Chordata; Mammalia; Rodentia; Caviidae
Gene: Ttc24
Product: tetratricopeptide repeat domain 24
Exons: 9
Coding region: 460-2055 (531 amino acids)
Molecular function (GO): protein binding
Source: RefSeq, a predicted model, not a curated record
UUCAUAUUAUAUAACAGUAUUCUGUUGUCUGUUAACAUACAUCAUACCCUCGACCCCAUCAAUAAACUUUUAUUUAGAAUUUACUGUGUGUCUCCAAGUUACUCCAUAUCUGGUGGGAAAGACAAAGCAUCUCUAACCACGUGAUAAAUGCUGUAAAAGACACAAAGGUCAGCUUUUGUGGGCUACAGAAGUCCAUGCUUAGUUGAGGGAAGAGAGCUUUUGGAAGAAUGCUGUAACUGAACCAUAGUCCCGCAGGAGAACUAAGGAAAGAAUAUUAGAGUGAGGGUUGAUGGUUGAUGCCCUGCCUGAUGGGACAGAUGAAGCCAAGUGAGUGUUGGAGAGAAAUUCUUGUAACCCUGAGGUCCUGGACAGGAAUAAGGCUCAGCUGCCUCAAAGGGAUCCUGCUGCAGGGGAAGCAAGGCUGAUUUACUGACCUCUCUGCUCCCCAUUGUCAGCCCUAUGUCUUCCCCCAGCUGUGAGGAGGCACCCCCGGAGCCUAAGCCCUCCAACUGCAAGAAGAGAAAGAAGAAAAGAAAAUGGUUACGGCAAGAGGCCAGCAUUCAAGCCCUCACCAAGGCUGGCCACAGGGCCCUACAGGCUGGUCAGAGCCAUGAAGCUAUGGUCAGCUUUCAGGAGGCCUUCCUCUUGGCCUCAGAGACCUCGUGGGUCAGGGACACCUCUGUUCUUCGGGCCUGUGCCUCCAACCUGGGGGCUGCCUAUGUGGAGACUGGGAACCCAGCCAAAGGACUUGAGCUGCUCCUGCGAGCCCAGCCUGAAAAGAAAGCCCAGGGCAGGUGUCAUGGUGACCAGUGUUUCAAUGUGGCUUUGGCCUAUCAUGCCCUUGGUGACCUGCCCCAAGCUUUGGACUGGUACCACAAGGCUGUGGGCCAUUACCAGGCACAGGGUAAUCAAGGAGAAGCCCAAGCAAAAAUGGGAGCCUGCUACCAGACCCUGGGGUGGCCUGAGCAAGCAGCCCACUGCCUGCAGAAGGCAAGCCAGGCCUACACCCAAGUGGGGCAGCCCCAGGCGGCAGCCCUGGCAUUAGGGGCUGCAGCCAGGUGUAUGCUGAAGAGUGGGCAGCAUGGGCUGGGUGAGGUGGUACAGGUGCUGGAGGAGAGCCGGAGACUUGCUGAGAUGAGCACUGAGCGUGAACUGCUGGGACACCUCUAUAAUGACCUAGGCCUGAGCUACUCUCAGCUCCAGCUGUUCCCUCUGGCUGUGGAGGCUUUCUUGCAGGCCUUGCCCCUGUGCCAUCAACCAGGAGAGCAGGCCACUGUGCUAAGGAACCUCGGGAUGGCCCACAAUGCCCUUGGAAACUAUCGAGAAGCCUGUGACUUUCACCAGAAGGCUGCUGAUCUGCAUGGCUCUAUCGGGCAGCGGUGGGAACAGGGCCGAAGCUUUGCUAGCCUGGCAUUUGCACUGAGUCAGCUGGGGGACCACAGGGUGGCCAGAGACAACUAUCUGCAUGCCCUACAGGCUGCCCGGGACACUGGUGACAUGAAGGGGCAAUGGCAGGCCUGUGAGGGGCUUGGAGCUGCUGCAGCCAGACUGGGGCAGUAUGACCAGGCCUUGAAGUACUAUAAGGAAGCAUUGGCCCAGUGUCAGAAGGAGCCAGAUUCUACACGAGGACGGCUGGUGGCCAAGCUGACAGAUGUCAUGAGGACACAUUUGACCCAGACCCUGGCUCUGGAGAGGCCCGAGGCUUCAGGCACCACCUGCCAGGUGGCAGAGACCUCAACCAGGAUGCAACAGGGCUCAGCAGAUGCCCAGUGCAGAUCUCUCAGUGAAUGGGAUGAUGGAGAGUUUGAGGAGUGCCACCAAGAGAAAGAGGGGUCAGCGAAUGUUCCUGUAGUAUCUGGGCCUCAGCGACUGGAACGUCCAGGACACAUAGACCACCUUCCAUUUGGAGGUGCAGGCCCCCCAAGAGUGGGAUACCCCUGCAUCCUUGUACACAGUGGCCCCCAAGGUAAAAGGUCAUCCAGGUGGCCCAGGGAAGACCUCAGUAGGAGCCCUCUGAGGAGAGUCACCCCAUCUGGCUUCUGCACAAUCACAUGACCUGGAUGCUUUGAGUGGGACUUGGGGUUGGAGCCCCUUCCCAGGCCUUUGACCCUGCAUGGAUGCAGGGAACACAGCAUGAUCAGUGAGUGGGCUCCUAUAUGAGAGGAGCAAAUGAUGCUGUCUCAGCCUGAGACGAUCUCUUUGCCCCUUAUCAGAAAUUUGGAACUCAGUGGGUAAAAGGCAAAAGGAUAAUGAAUUUCCCUUUUUCUUUCCGGAUCCAAACCUUGAUUGCUAAGGUCUUUGGCAGCUCUAAAACUAUGACUUCUUGAUUAGGUGACCCGGCGACUCUGGAGUCACUGACUUUCUCCAGCACAUUAAAUAUUCAUGUGGGAAGCGGAGAUGUAAUACCAAAGAAGACGUCUUCCCUAAGUCAGUAAGUUGCCCAGGAUGGGCUUAACCUUGCAGUGACCUCCUCAGUCUCCCAGAGUGUGGGGGAAUUACAGCAGUGUACCAGCACUUUACAGAAGACAUCUUAACCAAUCCAUAUGCUCCACUUUCUAAGGCUUGUAGCAAUUCCAGGUUACACAUAAAGUAGGUGGAGAAGCUUCAAACCCAGAAGUGUGUACCUUUGGUCCUGCUGUGUGCCUCCCUCCCCUGGCCAAGCCUUGCUUAGCAGGCUGUUGUGAUGUUUCAUGUGUGCUCAUGUUGACUGUGUACAUUAUUGCAAGGUAGAAUUUAGUUAAAUAUUGUAUAAGUGGGGCCAGGGAUAUACCUUAGCGAUAUGGCACUUGCUUGGCGAGCGCAAGGACAUGAGUUGGAUUCCUGGUAUAAACACAACAAAACAUACACACACACACACACACACACACACACACACACUAAACAGAUGAACUAUGUGUGAAAACAAGUUGUUUCUAAAAACUGGAUCCUUAAAAUACCUGAUUAAAGUGAGUCACUUUUAAAAACUGCUAUUGAAUUAGAUGUGAGCAAGAUUACAAAUUAAGAAGAAAAUCCUAACAUUCUAGUUGGAUUACACAUUUCUAUUGCUCCAAACAUGUCACUGUUGAUUCACUUUAAAGAAGCAGACUAAAAAUUGCAGAUGAUUUAUGUAAAAGAUCCUAGCUCCUCUUUGACAAGGAGUAAAUAAAUGUACUUUAAAUUGAAAUAAAAAAUAUUCUGACAAGGUUAGAUAUGGAGACAUAGGGAAGCAUAACUUCAGCCCUUUAAGGGUCUUUGUCUGGGUCUGAGAAUUAAAUUGACAUGAAAAGCAUGCAGAUUUUUUUGGUUUUGUUUUGUUUUUUGUUACCAGAGAUUGAACUCAAGACCUCGAACUUGCCGGGCAAGUGCUUAUGUGGCUGAGCUAAAUCCCUGGCCCAAAGCAUGCAGAUUUUAAAAGGUUUUAGGUGACACAGGAGGCCUCAUGAGGAAAUGAAUACCCCAAAGAAGAAGCAAAACCUAGAUGCUUUUAUACUAGGUCAAAGAAAAGUGGUUAUGGAAAAGCAAUGAAAAGACAUGGAGAGGAAGAUGAAAUCAGUUAGAUUUUUCUACACUUCUACCCCCCAUCUUUGGUGAUUCCUUUCCUUUUGGCACAAGGAGGAAGUCUUUCAUGUACCAGUCCUUCCUUUCUUUUUUUGGACAGUGUUUCACUAUGUAGCCCAGGCUGGCUUAAACUUGUGGUGAGCCUCCUGCCUCAUCCUCCUGAAUGUUGGGAUUGCAGGUGUGUACAAUCACAGCUGGCUUAUUUCUUGCUUUCAGAAAGAAAAGGGAGGUUACAUGUUGAGAGUGCAGCUGUCUAUAAUUCAGGACAAGGUCACUGCUUCUCAUGCAUUUGGCAGGGCCCCAUGAGAAGUGUAUGCAGUUCAGAGAGCUGCACACACAAAGUGCCUUCCGCUGAGAUAAUAUGGGCACUUCCCCCCUUGUUUCCUGUGUAAUUACCAAGGCAUGAUGUUUUGCAACAUCCUCCUAUGCUGACUGUAUAAAUAAAUGCACUGUAGUUGUUGAGCAGUCCUUUCUGCCACCGGGAGAGGGAAUCUACCUGACCUCAGCUUUCCUACAUUUUGAGGUUUUUUUUUUUUUUUUUUUUUUUUUUGUACGGGGGAUCGAACUCACAGCCUCCAGGCACUUAUGCCGCUGAGCUAAAUCCCCAGCCCUCUUAAGGUUUUUUGAUACCAGGGAUCCCACUCACAACCUUGUGCUUCCUAGUCAGGCACUGUGCCACUGAACCCCAGCAGCAUCUUGACUCCUCUAUUUUUUAAUCCUCUACCAUCCUCCUUCCAGUUUCAAAAGCUGUGCUGGACCUGACAGUUAGUGGCCUCUUGUACCUCCUUUUUUUUGAAGGAACUUUAACCCAAAAUAAUCUUUACACAAAAAUAGCCUACUGUGAGGUGGCAUGUUCUCUGCCCUUCCUGGUUUUCUAUAAUACUCUGAACUACUUUACAGGGAGACUUUGAGGAUUUAUUAAAAUAUUUGUAGAGGAUAUACCAUGUGGUAGGAGGGCCAAGCCCAGCACCUGCCUAUAAAGUGAUGGGAUUACAGAUGUGUGGCACCAUGCCCAGGUAUUCAGGAUUUGUAGUACAGAAGUAUACUAUGAUAGUGUAAAAAGUGAGAUAGGGUAAACAGACGUCAUGGAGACAAGGGUCCUAUAUUCCUUAGUGUAAAUAAGAACGCUGGCCUAAUGUAUGCAGCAGGUGGUACCUGGCCUUCCAGAGAGUUGUGCCAGAAUUGGCACUGUGAAGCGUGCAAGCCAGUUCCUCAUGUGCUGCGAGAGACUGGCACCAGGAGAGACAUGUCAGAAAACGAUAGGACAGGAGCCAGGCGCUUCCCUGAUUCUCUUGCUGGGCAUGGAACCUGGGGCCUCACACAGCUAGAAAAGCUUUGUCACUGUGUUCUACCUGCAGCCCCUCAUACAGUUCCAGAAACAAAUACUGAGAUAGCUUGGACCCCGGAAUAAAACCCAAGGAAGCAAGAAAUUGGGAGCAAAGGCUUUAUUCCAGGCCUGGCGACGCAGCCCCCUCAGGAUCGACCCAGAGACUGCGCGCCUUACAGACUAGGAGUAGGAUCUUUAAAGCUAAAAAACCGCAAAGCUGUUGACUUAGUUCUAAUAACAUCUGGAAUUCUUGGUACAUUCCGUUGCCCUCUGGAAUUAAACAUUUCUCGGAGAAACAGCACAUUUUACCAAAAGCAUGUGGAAGCGGGUAGAGGAUUUACAAGAAGCUGAAAUUUAAGCUCUUAUGGGAACUUAACCUUAUGGGGCAGUGCAUACAGAACAAGAUGAAGGCGCAUUGGUUACAGCUAAGCUAUAACACUACAAAACCACCAAUAAAGAUUACCAAAGCACAGGGCCAGGGAUUUAGCUCAGCCGCACAAGCGCCUGACUGACAUGUGACGAGGUCAUGAGUUCGAUCCCCAGUACCAAAAUUAAAAAUAAACAUUACCAAAGCGCAGUUGGAA